This is a messenger RNA of Gongylonema pulchrum, 1089 nucleotides long. The record is from the annotation of a GenBank genome assembly. Lineage: Eukaryota; Metazoa; Nematoda; Chromadorea; Rhabditida; Gongylonematidae.
AUGGAGGAGGAGAUUGGGUACUGGAAGCAGAAUCUCUAUCUACUCCAGGAAGCUGCACCACGACCAUUUGCUGUUCGAUGUACGACGACGUUGCCGGAUUCAGUACCACCACAGUAUGGAGCUGAAUUUCAUGGUUUAAUUGAGCGGGAAACUGCGGAAAGUAUGCUGUUGGAGGCUGGCGAAGGAGCAUUUCUGGUCCGCGCAUCCAGACGUUCACCAGGAGCCAACACGCUAUGCAUGCAUUUCGAUGGACGUGUCCUCAACUACAAACUCUUCUACGAUGGAAUGCAUUAUGUCGGCGAGAAAAGAUUUGAAGAGCUGGAAGAUCUGGUUGCAGAUGGUUUAAUAACAAUGCAUAUGGAGAAACAUGCGAAUGAUUACAUACAACGUAUGGCCGAUGAAGCAAUCUACGAGCAAAGCCCCUACUCGCACGAACGUACAAUUCAUGACUGUCGACCGGAAGCGAAAUACGUGCGACGCAUGUUUGCCGUCGAUAUCAGUACAUUGUGUAUGGCGCAUGAUGUUGACGUACCGCCGGUUGUUUCGGCUUGCAUCGCUGAGGUUGAACGACGUGGCUUGCAUGCUGAAGGAAUCUAUAGGAUCAGUGAUAUUAACGAUGGACAGGUUCAGGUAUCCGGUUCUCAUGACCAAAUGGAGAGGCUUCGACGGCAAUUCGACACGUUACAUAAGGUUGAUCUCUCGAUGGUCGAAGACAUCCAUACGGUAGCGGGUCUGUUGAAGCUUUAUCUUCGAUUGCUACCGCAACAACUUGUGCCAUUCACUGUAUAUCGAUCCCUACUUACUGCUUACACCAAUAAUCGUGCUUUUCAUGAACGACUGAAAAUGUGCAGGAAAGCGUUGAAAGAACUGAAUGAGGCGAACGGACGAACGCUGUUGGCAAUUUUGGUACAUAUGCAAAAAGUGGCUGACAGUAGUGCCUUUAAUAAGAUGAGUAUCGAGAAUCUGGCAACAAUAUUUUCACCAACACUAUUUUGUACUGGUACAACACCGGCGCUUCCGCAACAGCAACACCAUCUUCUUCAUUUUCUCAUCCAAAAUCCCAGGAUUGUACCGUUUUUUUCAAAUUAA